Messenger RNA from Centruroides sculpturatus (bark scorpion), 1957 nucleotides. RefSeq lists its product as uncharacterized. The record is from RefSeq and is a predicted model, not a curated record. The coding region runs from base 261 to 1241 and encodes 326 amino acids. The transcript has 2 exons. NCBI's taxonomy places the organism in Eukaryota, Metazoa, Arthropoda, Arachnida, Scorpiones, Buthidae.
UUCAUCUCGUUGUUAUAGGUCUGCGACAUGUUUCUUCUCUCUUAAAUCUAUUUUAGUUGUCUCAUCAAGAAACAGGUCUCAGACUAAAUUGAAUCGCUUUCUACGAUUUAAUUUGGAUUGUUGUAGUAAGAUUGACAUCAAUACCAAGAAGAUGAUGUCAGAGAAAUAUCCGUUAUUCGAUAAUAAAGUGGAUGUGUUUCGAAAGAAGUACGUCUAGUUGAUAACAAUUUGAGCCAUUAUGGUAAAAAAUAAUUGAGGGGAUGAUUGGUGAACAAGAUAUAACCUGUGAUUCACUGAAGGUAUCUUGCAUAGUAAGGUCUCCGAGCCACGAGUCGUUUGCUACAGAUUUGUCACUGAUGUCUUUAUCAAGUUUGGGCUCAGAUUUAGGUUUAGUCAAGGAAAAGAGUAUAAGAAAUGGUGGAGAAGGAGAAAACUUGAGAAGAAGUCCCAGAAUGAUGGAAGGAGGAAUAGGAGGAUGGGCUUCAACUAAAGGAAGUAAAAUUUUUAAGGGAAACUUCCUUCAGGUACCAUCAGAAUAUGGAGAUAAAAACUGGCAUAAGGGACAUGAGACAUUAUUUGAAGAAGAAUCAGAAGUAAUUAAAAAUUGUGGUGCUUUAUCAUCUGUCCUUGGAUUAAUGAAGAGUUUUAGUACUAGUGAUAUUGUAAACUGUUCUUUAAAUGAGAGUGAAAAUCUUAGACUGACUGUAUCAGAAAUAGCUCUGUGUAGUUGGAGUAGAUAUCAAUUACCACAUGGAAAAUUAGAAUAUGCAUCUAGAUCUUGUUCUACAUGGGUUGCUGUUGGAGACAUGAAUUCAAUUUCCCAAUUACCUUCUCCACAAACCCAACCUGGUUCCAUAGGAGAAUCACCAGCUAUCACAGCAGCUGAAUUAAUCAGGUCAGUUAAUAAAAAAGUCCGUCAAUUGUAUAUAAAAAGAAGAGUUCUUUCUACAUACAAAGCUCUAGAAAGACUCACUCAAAGCCAAUUGAGUUUGGAUUCAGCCUCACAUCCGACACUUCCAAAUGUUCCUCAGGUACAGAUUUCCACUGAAUUAGACACUAGCAUCCGCAACGAAGUUGAUAUUGCAUCAAUUGGAUUCAAAGGCAAUGCUAAAACUUUAACAUUGACUGUAAAGGAUAUAGAAAGACAAAGAGGAAAACCACUUUCCAAAUAUCAAAGAAAUAUGAUGAUUUUUAAUUGGUUACAGAGUUUGGAUGAAAAUGCAUUUGACAAAUUGUCAUAAAUUUAUUACAAUACAAAGGAAAACAAUUUACAAUUUGAUAUUGUAAUGUAAUGAUAGCUAUAAUUAAUAACUCUCCAGAUUUUAUCUAACAUCUUUAUUCAUAAAGUGAGAAUGUGACAUUUCAAUAAUACAUAUUUAUAGAAACUAUAAUAUCAUUGUAAUGUUUUCAUAAAUAUAAAUUUAUAGUUGAAUUACUUAAGCAGUAAUCUGCAGAAUAUAUGAAUUGGCAGUGACCAAUAAAAUGUCCAAAUUUUAAAUUGGACUUAUUCAUAUAUCAUAUUCAAUUUGAUACAUAAUUAAUGGUGGAUUUUAAGAGAUUGACUGAAUAUAAUUAUCUAAGGUUAUUGUUUAAGUAUGUCAUGUAUCUAAGAAUAUUGUUUAAGUAAUCAGACUAUAAAGUAAGUAUUUGAAAUGAUUAAAGUCAAUUGUUGAUUAUUCAAGGCUAGAGUUAUGUCAAAGUAUAUCGAUUAUCCCAAAUUUCCAAUUCAAAUCAUCAAAAGUACCAAAUACAAACAUGCUCAAAAUACAUGAAUCAGAUAUAUUAAAUAAUUAAGUAAAUUAUUUUCUGAUAAUGUAAAUCACUACUGCUUUCACCAAGCAUUUAAUAUAGAAAAAAUUAUAUUUAAGUCCAUGAAUCCAUAAAAUGCCCAUAACUGAUAAGGAGUUAGUUCAAUCAUAAUUAUACAUUAAACAUUUAUUAUAAAACAAUAUUUUAA